Messenger RNA from Neoarius graeffei (lesser salmon catfish), 7039 nucleotides. It is a transcript of the gene apba1a, whose product is annotated as amyloid beta (A4) precursor protein-binding, family A, member 1a. Gene Ontology annotation, molecular function: amyloid-beta binding; protein binding. Gene Ontology annotation, biological process: chemical synaptic transmission. NCBI's taxonomy places the organism in Eukaryota, Metazoa, Chordata, Actinopteri, Siluriformes, Ariidae. Bases 434 to 3166 code for a protein of 910 amino acids. The record is from RefSeq and is a predicted model, not a curated record. Gene Ontology annotation, cellular component: dendritic spine; cytoplasm; plasma membrane. The transcript has 14 exons.
CAGGCGUGAUGCAGGAAUGAACAUUGGACAGAACCCAAGUCUAUCACAGGUACCAAUUUAGUGUAGUCGAUUCACCUACCAGCAUUUUUAUUUUUUUUUGGACAGUGGGAGGAUACUGGAGAACCUGGAGGAAAUCCGCUUCACGCUGAAAGUAACCUGGGAUCAGGAAGGAACGGGGGAGUCUGGAGGUGGCAACACUCACUACCCACUGCACCACUGAAAGCAUUAAAUGUGUGGCUGUGUCCGAUACUGCACUAACCCGGAGCUGAGACACUGCUACCCACUCUGAGAGCAGCGAACCUCCAUCCCUUUCUUCCUGGAGUUCCUCCUCUUUCCCUCUGACAGCCCACGGGAUAGAUGAGCCGAGGAGGCCUUGUAUUGGUCUGUGGGGAGAAGAUGAUGCAGUGAGUGUAGACCAUCACUUGUCCUAGCCAUGAGCCACCAGGAGGCGCCGCUGGGCUACGAGCCAGUUGAGGCAACUGAAGCUGACUUGGGCCGCCGAGAGCAGCCGUCCUCCCAGCGCAGACGACACGAAAAUUCAGGCCGAUCUCGUCAUCAUCAUGGUGGUAAUGGCACCGAGAACAGCCACUCCCAGCCUGGAUCACAGCGGCAACGGCGUCAUGAGGGCUCUGAAGGAACCGGGCGACCACGCAACUCCCGCAGGAUGCCUGAAGAAGGUGACUUGGAACAGCAGCAAGUUCAGCGGCCGAUCCCACGGCCGGCGGUGAGCCGCUACCGCAGGCAAGGCGACACAGAAGCACGGUUGAGGGCUCAGCAACAGCGGCAGAGGCAGAGGGAGAGGGAAAGACAACAGAGGGAGGCAGAACGAGCUGAGCAACAGCGACUGGAGGAGGAAGAGGAUGACCACAGUGCCCUGGCACGCUCUGCAAGUACAGAGAGCGGUUUCCACAACCAUACAGAUCAGGCCGAGGGUGACGCCGUCAUGGCGUUGGAGGCUGAACCUGAGGAUGAAGGUAUGUACGGUGUGGCACUACGACCUGAAGCAGAAGAGUAUGCAGAGAGUGCGGAAUCUGAGCAGCAGCCCCAGUACCCUCCCCAACCCCCUCCACUUCCCUACGAGCCCCUGCAAAACAUGGAACGGCCGAUCAGACAUGACGCCGAGGCACUCAACCCCGGUUACUCCAACUAUGUUUACACCCAGCCUCGGCCUGAAGAUCAGCCAUAUUCCGAGCCCUAUGCUGACUAUGGAGUUCAGGAGCAUGUGUACGAAGAGAUCCCAGAAGCCCCUGAAGGAGACAUGCCUCAGCAGCGCCGUGCUGGACUCCGGCUCCUGGAAUGUGAUUCGUAUGGGCAGCAGGAGGCUGUGGGCUCCAGACUCCACCACUAUGACGAGCGCUCGGAUGGUGAAUCCGACAGUCCCGAGAAGGAAGCUGAAUUUGCUCCUUACCCGCGCAGUGACAGCUGUGAGCAGGAUGAGGAUGUCGAGCCCAUCAUGGAUGAAGUAAAGCGGAGUUUGAGCUCACAGAACCUGGAACACCCUGCAGCACAACAGGGAACAGACAGACAUAAAGAGGAAGAGCAGGCAGAGGAUGGAAAGCUUCAGGAGCUAGUGAACGAGGGAGGGAAAGGAGAGGAUGGCAGACUCCCCAUGAGCAGCCCCUCUGAGGAGUCGGCUCAGGUCAGGAGCAGUAGGCAGAAGAGGGACGCCAUCUCUCUGGCCAUCAAGGACAUCAAGGAGGCCAUCGAGGAGGUGAAGAGCAGGACGGUGCGUUCACCCUACACACCGGAUGAGCCCAAAGAGCCCAUCUGGGUGAUGAGGCAAGACUUGAGCCCCAGCAUGGAGUCGGACCUGCAACCACCACUAGGGGGAGAUUCUCCAGGCCCAGCCUCCACCUCUCCACAGGGGGCGGAGUCUUCCAGCAGCAACCUGCUGCAGCAUGAGGGGAGUGAAAACUUUGAGUCCCCAUCUCCUGCUGGCAAAGAGUCGAGGAGGAGCAUUGCUUCAUUCCCAACAUAUGUGGAAGUUCCAGGCCCGUGCGACCCAGAGGAUCUCAUCGAUGGCAUCAUUUUUGCGGCAAAUUAUCUGGGCUCAACUCAGCUGCUGUCAGAUAAGACACCGUCGAAGAACGUGCGCAUGAUGCAGGCUCAGGAGGCCGUCAGUCGCAUCAAGACGGCCCAGAAAUUAGCCAAAAACAGGAAGAAGCAGGCCCCUGAGGGCGAGACGCAGCCCAUGACGGAGGUGGAUCUCUUCAUUUCUACUCAAAGAAUCAAAGUGCUGAAUGCUGACUCUCAGGAGACCAUGAUGGAUCACCCAUUAAGGACCAUUUCUUAUAUCGCUGACAUUGGGAACAUUGUGGUUCUAAUGGCCAGGAGGAGAAUGCCUCGCUCUGACUCGCAGGAGAAUAUGGAGGCGUCUGAUCCAGCCCAAGAUGAAAAGCGCCAGUAUAAGAUGAUCUGUCAUGUCUUUGAGUCUGAAGAUGCCCAGCUCAUAGCGCAGUCCAUUGGCCAGGCCUUCAGUGUAGCAUAUCAGGAAUUCCUGCGUGCCAAUGGCAUCAACCCUGAAGAUCUGAGCCAGAAAGAGUACAGUGACCUCCUUAACACACAGGACAUGUACAACGAUGACCUCAUACACUUCUCUAAGUCGGAGAACUGUAAAGACGUUUACAUAGAGAAGCAGAAAGGAGAGAUCCUAGGAGUGGUGAUUGUAGAGUCAGGCUGGGGCUCUAUUCUUCCGACAGUCAUCAUUGCCAACAUGAUGCAUGCUGGGCCAGCGGAAAAAUCUGGAAGACUGAAUAUUGGAGACCAGAUCAUGUCCAUCAAUGGUACCAGUCUGGUGGGACUUCCUCUGUCCACCUGCCAGAGCAUCAUCAAGGGGCUGAAGAAUCAGUCCAGAAUCAAGCUGAACAUUGUGAGAUGCCCACCAGUCACCACCGUGCUCAUCAGGAGGCCAGACCUGAGAUACCAGUUGGGAUUCAGCGUGCAGAAUGGCAUUAUUUGCAGCCUUAUGAGAGGGGGGAUAGCCGAACGAGGUGGUGUUCGCGUUGGUCACCGCAUCAUUGAGAUCAAUGGCCAGAGCGUGGUGGCGACUCCUCAUGAGAAGAUUGUGCACAUUCUGUCCAAUGCAGUUGGUGAGAUUCACAUGAAGACCAUGCCUGCUGCCAUGUACCGCCUGUUGACAGCCCAGGAGCAGCCAGUUUACAUCUGAAAGCCACAGUGAUACCCUCAACCUCCUCACCUCACCUCACCUCACCUCACAUCACCUUGAUCUUUAUCCUGUGGACUGAUGAUUGUGUGAGUGAAUCCAUGACCACUAUUUAUCCACAGUGUUUCACUUUCUCCUUCCUGCCUGCCUGUCCACUUCCUGUCAGGACAAGGCUUUCAACCUGUAACACCUCUAGUUCUGCGCAGGUCUCCGCAUCCAGGUGAAAAUACCAACACACAGAGCUCCAUGACACCCUUCUUGAAAUUUCCCUUGAUUCAAAGUCAUAUUUACACUCCGUUAAAUGUUUCACACUGUUUGACCAUGCAGUGAGUACCAGCAGUGUGUUUUGAUGUUAUUUAUGGAAACUUUUUUUUUUUGAACCUGGCAACCAUCAGACAUUCCAGCUUUAUUCUCUUCCACUCAAGACAUAAACAAGCAGCUGUUAACCAGAGUGUGGAGGAGCGGACUGAACGUUUCCGAGGAACUGCAGGCUCUAAGAGUGCAUUCCUCAGAGUAACAGUUCAUUACAGUGAACGCAACUGUGUGCUCUGUGGUCUCGCACACGGCGUUCUCAAGACCACGUUAAUCAUUAAAAAAAAAAAAAAUCCCCGAACCCUCUCGGUGCAUAUUUGAUUUACAAACUAAUCAAAUCGGCACAUUAUUUAAAUGAGUACGGAAAUUAUCAUUUUAAAUGAUUUGUGACACCGUUUUGAUUGACUGAGCAAACUGCAAAUAACUGCCUACAAAUAACGGUCUGCUCAUGUGCAGUUACUUCGCACUUUUGUCAACAAGGCUCAAUUUCUUUGUCAUCGUUUGAGUCGUCGUGUGAACUUUAGUAUUUAAAAAAAAAAUUGAAUGAUAAAACAAUUAUUGAACUCUGUUCUCACAAAAUAUCAUGAUUUAUUUAUAUUUUAAAGUGUUUCGCAAGCAAUUAUUUGCUUCUGCCUUUGGCACUGGGAAAUAAUUGCUUGCUCACCACUAACAAAUCAUGAUAUUUUGUUUAACCUCAUCCAAUAUUCCACGAAAUCGAGUCGCAUGUGAGCCAAUAGCCGAAGAGACGCGUAACACCAAGUUGGCUAUAAGCCCUGUACGAUGAGAUGGAGUGGAAUAACUGUUUUAUUCUAUCCACAUUCACUGGAUUUUGAGAAACGGAGCAUUUUUAUUUUUUGCUAAUUCAAGAACUAAAAACUUGAUACAAAACAUCCCACAAAAUCAUUUCUGCUUUUUUUUUUUUAAAUAAAUAAAGUUUUGGCCGGGCACUGCCCAAACUGAUGAUUACAUCAUCAGCUUUUCUUUGGCUAAUCAGACACAAGGUACACCACCGCUCUUGCCAGACCAGUUGGGAGUUACAGUAGGUGCCUUGCUCAAGGGCAAUUCAGCCAGUUCUGCUGGUCCAGGGAAUUGAACCAGCGACCUUUUGGUCCCAAAGCUACUUCUCCAACCAUUAGGCCAUGGCUUCCGCAGAGCCAUGACUAUUUCUGCUUAGAAUGUAAACAAACCGGCGAAAUGACGGGAGCAAUUUGUGAAAAAAUGCUGCUAUAAUAAUUCUUGAAAAAUAAAAAAAGAUACCUUCUUACCAUCAAAUACUUUCAUUCCAUAUUUUGUUGCUUUUUUUUUGUAUUUUUUGUUUUCGAGUAGCGUUUUUAUUUCGUCCUCGGUUGGUUCAGCAACAUGCUCCGCCAUUUUGUUUUUCUCUACUCACGGUAUAUGAGCUGAUAUCCUAGUAUUAGAGUAGCCAAUCAGAGCGCGCGAUUGCUCAUAUCCAGGGAAUGUGGAUAAAAUAAUUGUGAUUAGAUUCCAGUUGACAUCAUAAAUUUGAUAUUGAUGGAGUUCCAUCUCUGUGACAAAAUGAUCCUCGAGGAUAAUAGUGAUAUGAUGCACAAUGUGGCCUUAAAAUAGUGAUGCCAUACAAAAACGACUCGUAUAGCACAAAGAAACAUGAGCUGAACUACUACUUUAUUGGUGGGGAUGUAAAAGACCAAAUUUAGUCAAGAAUUAGAAUUUAGUCAGUUUAUUAGGGACAAAAUGUGAAAAUUAUAUGUAUAUAAGUUUCAGAAUGAUGGUGACCAGCGUUGUUGUUUUGUUUGUUUGUCUGGAUUUCUCUUCAACUUCUGUGCUAUUUUGUGGUGACUGAAUCAUUUCCACUGUUUUCUAGUGUACAGAACAUAUUUUUCUUUUCUUUUUUCAUAUUUUUCUUAUCGAUCCUUUAUAUUCAAGAAUAAUUCUGUUUGUAUGCGUACUAAGUAUUUUAUUUUAUUUUGGUUUGGAAAAAAAAUAUUUAUACUUGACAAAUAUUAUUUGAAGAAGUAUCUUUGUAAAGGAUGACAAGUCCUAUAAUGGCCUGUCUUUAAGAAUAUUAUUUAGUUUGAAGUAAAACUAUAAACGGUACCCAUUCUGAGACCAGGUUAAGAAUUGAAGUCGAUUUGAGCUCUUCAGUGUUCUGCCCUCGUCAAUGUCAUAAAUGCGAGUUCUCCCCAUGCUGGGUGUUCCAGAGAACCCUCGAUUGUUUUGUUUUUUUUCCCUUUUUGGAGCACAUAUAGUAUCUUUCACUGCCCUGGCUGGUCCCCACUAACUCAUAGAUGAUACAGUAUAAAUGAUACUGUGAUAUAAAUGCUGUUGUCAGUGAUUGGUACCAGUAGAUCAGUAAUACCACAGCUAUACUGGUAGGUGCGUAUUAACCUGAACAGGAAGAUGUGACGUUAAUGGUACCGUGGAUUGAAGUCUACAUUCGCAGUCAAUCGCAGGCCACAUUAUUGCUGCAGUACAUCCGUGUCGUAUCCCCGAACGUGGCUCUUGUACACAGACUGCUUCGUGUGUCAUCUCUAAACAUCCCUGCGUUACGUAUGCUGUAAUUUCCAUGGAUGCACAAGCAGGACGGCAUCACGGUACUUUUCUUAAGCAUGGUCUAUCAUGUCUUUUGGUAUGCAUUCAUGCUAGUAGUGGGUGUGAUGUGUGAUGACAAACGACUCCAGUGUAAGACAAAACCAGCUACAUAACUGCAUAUAAAUAUAUAUUUAUAUACGCACAUACAUUUCAGUAUACACGUCCAGUGAUUGUGUAUAUACAGUGUGUACAUUUAAGACUUUUGACACACAGAGAGACAGAGAGAGAGAGAGAGUUAGACUUGUGUACAGUAGUACUCUCAUCAUCUCUAUCCGAAAGGACCUCUUCAGCUUCUAGGAGGUGUUGACGGCAAACACACCAAAAUCGCCAUCAUGUUUCUGUCCGUAUGACUGCAUUAAGCUGAGCGUGACGCUCACUCAGUGGAGCUCCAGUGAACAGGAAAGUGAUGUUCAUCACAAACUCGUAUUGUACUACUGUACAAGAGCAGUCAGUUUUAAUUCGACGAUUAAAAUAUAAACAUCACCAUUGCACUUCUGUGUAUACAACAAACAAGGCCACAAAUAUAUGCAAGCUUUAAUGAUGAUGUUGGCUUUGGAUGGGUUUACACGGGAGAAUAAAUCGAAAAAUCACUGUAUGUGCUGCUUUAUGGUCAUUAGUGAAACGCAGUCAAGACUCCAAUUCCCCCAGAACACACUGAACACAUCGAUGUGAAGUACACACUCGUGUCUGUACUGCGGAGUAAACACAGGGCUUCGUGUUGUUGUGAUAAUUAGGAGAUUAAAAACAAAGAGUACAUGGUGGGUUUGACUAGUGUUUCUUAUGCACUCGCUCUGAAUGUAUUUAAACUUAUAUCUAUGUUUGUCUUCUAUGGUAAAGAAAUAGAGGGAAAAAAAGUAACACUUUCUGUAAAGCAUUGGCAACGUUUAUUUAUUUGCGAGCUUUUUCUGUGAUGAAUCAUUGAGCCACAUUCCUACGCCAUAGCAGGAAUGUUUGUAACAGUAUUUACGACAAUAAAUGAAUGAGAAAAUGUAU